AUGUUCAAACUCCUCCCACUCCUCCUUCUCGCGAUCCUUCUCUCCUUCACUGGCUUCGCUGCCGCCGUCAAGGGCAACACCAUCUGCGAAACCACCUCCGGCUCCCCCCUCACCUCCGAGCUAAUGAUCAUCACUCAUCUUGGCCCCAGCGGUGCUAUUGCCUGCCACCAGGAGUCUGACGGCUCCAACGGUCGUCCUGGAUGUACCUUAUGCGGAGGGGUUUUCGGUGGCAGUCUCAAAAUCUCCAUCUGUGGAGUGAAGGGCUCCAGAUACAGCUUCGGGCAAGUGAAGCAGGCAGUGGCAAAUCUGGCGAGCGAUUGCACCAGAAACUUCGGCACAGCUCAGAAAACCGGUGGGAAGUGGAGGGAAGAGAAGGGCGAGUUCAUGAUCCUCAUACACCUCUGA
Molecule: messenger RNA, 405 nt
Organism: Morchella sextelata
Lineage: Eukaryota; Fungi; Ascomycota; Pezizomycetes; Pezizales; Morchellaceae
Exons: 1
Coding region: 1-405 (134 amino acids)
Source: RefSeq, a predicted model, not a curated record